AUGCCUCCUCGAUUGAACCUCUUUGCCGCCCACAGGGCUGCUACUGCCCUCCGCCAGUCAACCGUGUCCUCCGUUGCGCCUCGCACUACCGUUUUAUCCCUCCGAUUCCGGGCUGAACAGUCCGCACCCGUGCAGAAAAGAUGGAACUCAUCGAAGGAUGGCUCCAAGAACAUCCAGCCCGAUGAGCAGAAGUUCCCAACCCAGGAUCCCCUGCCUUCUGUCACUGAAGAGGCCAAUGAGACCUCAAGGAUUAUGGAGAAGGAAAAGAGCUGUGACGGUACACCCUCGAGCCCGGAGUUACAGCAAGGAAGCCCCGUUGAGCAGAUUCUCUCGCGUGAUGAGAAGGCCCGGAAGCACAUGCCGAAGGUCAUGCAAGACAAAUUGAAGAAAGCAGGUGGCUCUCGUUCGUUUUCGACAUCUGCUCGCGCCCGCGCGCCGGAGACUCAAGGCUUUGAAACCGGCAAUGAUGCGUCGGUUGCUAUGCUCGCCAGCAUGAUUGAUCAGGUCAACGCGCAAGCCGCGGAGCGGACUCCCGGCUUGAUCUUCGAGGAGCCCGAAGCUCCGACUAAGAAUAAGACCUUCAACUUCCGAAAGCGCUACGACUCGAUGCAGGACCAGUUCACGAAAAUGUUGAUGCAGGAUGGCAAGUUGGCUCGGGCACAAAAGAACAUGUCCAUCAUUCUUGAUCACCUCCGCACCGCACCUCCUCCUAACAUCAACCCCCGCCACCCCCUACUUGGUGGCCCUCCUGGUUCUCAGCUUCCUCUCGACCCUGUCCUCUACCUCACUUUGAUCGUUGACUCAGUUGCCCCUCUCUUCCGAAUUCGUCAACUGAAGGGUAUUGCAGGUGGUGGUGCAGCCUUGCAGGUCCCACACCCGCUGACCCUACGCCAGCGUCGUCGUGCCGCUAUCAAGUGGAUUAUUGAUGCGUCGGAUAAGCGACGUGAUGCUCAGUUAGCUCACCGUGUUGCCAAUGAGCUGGUGUCUGUGGCCGAGGGUCGCAGUGGCGUGUGGGAGCGGAGAGACGGACAGCACAAGCUUGCCGCUGCGACAGUGGCUUCCCCCGCGAGUCACGAAUCUUUUGAGCUUGUCGAUUAUAACGUCACUCGUCAUUCUGGAGACGAAGUUCGGGAUUCUGCGUCCGCAGUCACUCGAUCAGUCCCGCUUGCCUCGCGGCCAUCUGAGCCUACCACAAACCCACGGUCGCUAGCGGGGGUUGGGAUUGGACAGGACAGUGCAUGGGAAAAUACACCGUUGUCAGAAAAGCACCUUAGCGGUAUCCGUUCAACCCCACUAAGGUUCUGGUCGGAGGCCCUUCGCCGUCGGGCAUAUAUAUCAAGCCAGAGCAGCGCUGCUCUUGAUCCGGAGACUGCAGCCAAGAUGAAGUUCUCCCAUAGCAUUCAGUUCAAUGCGGUUCCUGACUGGAGUUCCCAUUACAUUGCAUACAGCAACCUUAAAAAACUAAUCUAUACCCUCGAAAAGCAAGUCAACCGACCCGAUGGUGCAGGCGGUCCAGACGUUGAGUCCGCUCCCCUACUGGGUCCCCAGAUUACCAACCCAGACGGAAUAUUCAAGCGGGCCCUUGAUGCGGAGAUGGAAAAGAUCGGUACAUUUUAUGAGGAGAAGCAGGACGAGAUCUUUAAACUCACCGAUCAAUUAAUGCGGGAUGCCACCGUCUACUUGAGCGACACAGACGGAGUCAACAUGGACCCUGUUAGCGAGACUGUCAUCAAGGCCAGUUCUCGCCGCAAUAGAAGCGGUUCCACUCGCAAUGGCCUUGGUCCGAGGCGCCAUUCGAGUGCAAUCAGCGAUGAGGAUGCAGACAGCGAUGAUGCUCAGUCUGCUUCAUUAGGGCUGCGGCACAGACCCCAAUCGACAGAUGGGGAGUCUGCGACUGAUGUACAACCAGGCGACAUGGCAGAUUCUGCGUUCUUCGGGCGGACGAGCAGCAGGGGACUCACUGGUUCAGAGAUUGGUGAUCAGGCUUUCCUCGAGCUCUAUAAUAAUGGAGUGGGCCUGAAGAAACGUCUCGUCGAAGUCUAUGUUUCCCUCUGUGAGCUCAGAUCCUUCAUCGAGCUGAACAAGACCGGUUUCUCGAAAGCUCUGAAGAAAUACGACAAAACUUUGUUCCGCAAUCUGCGUCGAGACUACCUGGCCUCUGUCGUGUCCCCCGCGUUGCCUUUCACCGAAAGCACCAUGGCUACUGUGGACUCUCAUAUCGACAAGGUUGAAGGUGUCUACGCUGAGAUAGUCACCAGGGGAAAUCGCUCCCUGGCUAGCCGCGAGCUGCGCCUGCAUCUGCGUGAGCAUGUGGUAUGGGAGCGAAACACUGUCUGGCGUGAGAUGAUUGGCAUCGAACGUCGUGGUCAGGCCCUGAAUGUUGGUAUUCGUCAAACCCUGCUUGGAGCUGAUGAAGACCCCGAAACGGCGCGACGACAAGGUGACAAGCAAGAAAUUCUUACCACAGAGGUCUCUACCCCACUCGGGCGGAUUCAUUUCCCCUUGUGGUUCUGCAGCCUGAGUUUCGGAACAUUGGUUCUCAGCUUUGCUGUUUUUGGUGCCCUGCUUUCGGUGAAAGUAAUGGAGACGCCCGAACAACAAAACUGCCUAGCGAUGCUAGUACUCGUUAGCAUUUUAUGGUCCACGGAGGCCAUCCCCCUGUUUGUUACAUCUUUGUUGAUUCCGUUCUUGGUUGUGGUUCUUGGCAUCAUGCGGUCAGAAGACAAGCCCCACAAGCGAUUGGGCCCGAAGGAGGCUACUAGCGUAGUUUUUGGGGCAAUGUGGACCCCGGUGAUCAUGCUUCUUCUAGGUGGGUUCACUAUCGCGGCAGCUUUGUCUAAAUACGACAUUGCUCGACGCAUGGCUAUGUUUGUGCUCAGCAAGGCCGGCUCAAAGCCGCAUGUCGUCUUGUUAACCAACAUGUUCGUGAGUAUGUUCUUGAGUAUGUGGAUUAGCAAUGUCGCAGCUCCCGUGCUAUGUUACUCGAUCAUUCAACCUCUUCUGCGCAACUUGUCACCAGAGUCGAACUUUGCCAAGUCUCUCGUCCUGGGAAUUGCAUUGGCAGCUAAUGUUGGUGGAGCUGCUUCACCCAUUGCAUCUCCACAGAAUAUUAUCGCUCUGCAGAACAUGUACCCUAGCAUCAGCUGGGGUACCUGGUUCUUCAUCGCGCUUCCAGUGUGCAUCAUCUCCAUUUUGUUGAUCUGGGGCCUCCUGCUGGUGACUUUCCACCCUGGUCGCAACCAAACUGUCAUCCCCAUGCGCCCUGUGAAGGAUCGUUUCACCGGCAUCCAGUACUUCAUCUGUGCAGUGACCCUUGGCACCAUUGCACUUUGGUGUGUAAGCCACCAGUUAGAGCACAUCUUUGGUGAUAUGGGUGUCAUUGCAAUUAUCCCCCUUGUCCUGUUCUUCGGAACCGGUAUCCUUAACAAGGAAGACUUUAACAACUUCCUUUGGACCAUCAUCAUCUUGGCCGCAGGAGGUCUCUGCCUCGGAAAGGCGGUCACAUCAUCCGGCCUAUUGCACACCAUCGCCUCCGGUAUCACGGCUCGGGUAGAGCACCUCAGUUUGUACAGCGUACUGCUUGUCUUCUGCGCACUCAUUUUGGUCAUCGCCACAUUCAUUUCACAUACUGUUGCCGCAUUGAUCAUUUUGCCUCUCGUUCGUCAAAUUGGUGUCAGCAUGGAGGAUCCUCACCCGAACCUGCUUGUCAUGGCGAGUGCUCUGAUGUGCUCUGUUGCGAUGGGAUUACCCACAAGUGGAUUCCCUAAUAUGACUGCGAUUAUGACCGAAGUGCCGCAAACUGGCCAGCGUUAUCUCCAGGUCCGCCACUUCCUCUCGCGCGGUGUUCCAUCAAGUCUGAUGUCCUUCGUGGUUAUUGUGACCCUUGGAUAUGGACUGAUGGUUGUUGCUGGGUUGUAA
Penicillium verhagenii is the source of this 3918-nucleotide messenger RNA. Its product is annotated as putative plasma membrane phosphate transporter Pho87. Lineage: Eukaryota; Fungi; Ascomycota; Eurotiomycetes; Eurotiales; Aspergillaceae. The transcript is spliced from 6 exons. Gene Ontology annotation, biological process: phosphate ion transport; monoatomic anion transmembrane transport; polyphosphate metabolic process. Gene Ontology annotation, cellular component: membrane. The coding region runs from base 1 to 3918 and encodes 1305 amino acids. The record is from RefSeq and is a predicted model, not a curated record. Gene Ontology annotation, molecular function: phosphate transmembrane transporter activity.